Messenger RNA from Plectropomus leopardus (leopard coralgrouper), 297 nucleotides. The record is from the annotation of a RefSeq genome assembly. NCBI's taxonomy places the organism in Eukaryota, Metazoa, Chordata, Actinopteri, Perciformes, Serranidae.
AUGACCCCCGUUCACUUUGCUUUCUCAUCAGCUUUUAUUCUUGGACUAACAGGCCUAGCGUUUCAUCGCACCCAUCUUCUUUCCGCCCUCUUAUGCUUAGAAGGAAUAAUACUCUCUCUAUUUAUUGCCCUCUCUCUCUGAACCCUUCAACUAGACUCUACUAGUUUCUCGGCAGCUCCAAUGCUCCUCCUAGCAUUUUCAGCCUGCGAAGCAAGUGCAGGUCUUGCCCUUCUAGUGGCCACCGCUCGCACCCAUGGGACCGAUCGCCUCCAAAGCCUAAGCCUCUUACAAUGCUAA